AUGUCGAGGAAGGCGUCGGAGAAGGAGCACCAGCAAGUGGUUGUGGCAGUGGACAAAGACAAGGGAAGUCAGCAUGCCCUGAAAUGGGCAACCGAUCAUCUCGUCAGCAAAGGCCAAACCAUUGUUCUCCUUCACGUCAAACACCGCAUGUCGUCUUCUUCAUCCUCUUCCUCUUCUUCUUCUUCUGCUCCUGCUGCUCUAGAUGAUAACAGAGUCCCGAUCGAUGGCCAGGCCAGAGAGCUUUUGCUUCCUUUCCGCUGCUUCUGCACCCGCAAAGACCUAAAAUGCAUUGAAGUUGUUGUGGAGGACUACGACAUAGCCAAAGCAAUCGUCGACUAUGUGAAUGCGAAUUCCGUCGACGCCGUGGUGCUCGGCAGCGCUUCAAAAGGCGGCCUCGUUAGGAAAUUCAGGGUGACAGAUGUUCCAAGCAAUGUCUAUAAACUGGCACCAGAUUUCUGUACCGUUUAUGUCAUCAGCAAAGGAAAGAUUUCAUCCGUGAAAACUGCUACCGCGCCUGUCCCUGCAUUGCCUCGACCUACUGCUGCUGCUGCUGUAGCCUCUCCAGGCCCCGGUUUCGCAAAUCCUGAACCGGCUUCCAGGGCUUACCAAAGAGCAGAAAGAUCAGUUUACCCGUCAAGCAAUCAGAUUGAAGAUGAUUUCAUAAGGUCGCCCUUCACAAGAGGAAGAGCAUCAAUAGCCAAACUAGCCGAAUCGCCAAUGCCGGAUUCAGACAUUUCCUUCGUCAGCAGCGGAAGGCCGAGCGUCGACUACCAGUUCGCAUCCAUGAGCGACGGGGAUGCUCCGAGGCUCUCGACCGGUUCGGAUUUCGACACCAGAAGCACCGGAUCGUCCUACUCAGGAAACCGGUCCCUCGAUCUGUCCACCAUCUCUCAGGAAAGUUGCAGACUUUCAUGUUCUUAUCGAAAUUUUGGCAACACGUACUAG
Molecule: messenger RNA, 945 nt
Organism: Linum trigynum
Lineage: Eukaryota; Viridiplantae; Streptophyta; Magnoliopsida; Malpighiales; Linaceae
Source: the annotation of a GenBank genome assembly